Messenger RNA from Rotaria sordida, 520 nucleotides. Lineage: Eukaryota; Metazoa; Rotifera; Eurotatoria; Philodinida; Philodinidae. The record is from the annotation of a GenBank genome assembly.
UCAUAUAUGUCUUUCAAAAGAAAUUUGGCGUAAUUUAUUUCUUGAAUCAAUACAACGAAAAGAACUUUUAAAUUCAAAUUUAUCUUCUUUGUAUACUGAUCUUCUUUCUGAUAAACCUCCGUUUUCAUUUGAUACAAUAAGUAUUUAUACAAGACAUGAAUUUGGUAUAUUAUAUGAUUCAAAUAUGAGAAAAGGUGAUGCAGCAUGGUAUAUGGAUCAAAUUUAUUCUUCAAUAUUAUUAAAUGAUUAUUGUGAAAAAUAUCCAAAUAUUACAAUUGAUAAAAUUCCUAGAAAAUCAUCCCGUCUUGAUCCACAUUUGCCAUCACAAUAUUGGGAAUCGGAAAAAUUAAAACAAUUUGGUGAUGCACAUAUUAUACAUGAUGAGAUAUUUGAUUCAUAUCGUUGGACAAUAUUUAAAAAUUUAUUAGUUUUUUUGUUUAAUUCAUCACUAACAAAUGAUUUUGAUUUUUAUUAUAAACAAUUUGUUCUUACUUUACGAGAUAAACCAGAAGAUCAUUAA